Messenger RNA from Micropterus dolomieu (smallmouth bass), 6168 nucleotides. It is a transcript of the gene arhgap44a, whose product is annotated as Rho GTPase activating protein 44a. Gene Ontology annotation, biological process: negative regulation of Rac protein signal transduction; regulation of dendritic spine morphogenesis; regulation of actin cytoskeleton organization. NCBI's taxonomy places the organism in Eukaryota, Metazoa, Chordata, Actinopteri, Centrarchiformes, Centrarchidae. The transcript is spliced from 21 exons. The coding region runs from base 214 to 3156 and encodes 980 amino acids. Gene Ontology annotation, cellular component: dendritic spine; presynaptic active zone; leading edge membrane. The record is from RefSeq and is a predicted model, not a curated record. Gene Ontology annotation, molecular function: GTPase activator activity; protein binding.
UGCGCAGGCAGUGGGGGCAAAUGUAGAUUUUAAAUAUAUCAUUUGAAAAUAUGUGAUCGUCAAAUAAGGUUUCGGCGUUGGCAGCUUGCGAUGAGGGAAGGAAAAUAUGGCAGAUUGGAUUUUGUGUUGCGCCUCUGUGGAGCACGGACCAUUAUAUUGAGAGAAAUAAUGCGGAAUAUUUCCCCCUGUAGGUGUUAACGCAGAAAAUACAAGAUGAAGAAGCAGUUCAAUCGGAUGCGACAGCUCGCCAACCAAACGGUGGGAAGGGCAGAAAAAACAGAGGUGUUAAGCGAGGACCUUCUACAGGUGGAGAAGCGUCUGGAUCUGGUCAAGCAGGUGACACACAGCACUCACAAGAAGCUGACUGCCUGCCUGCAGGGUCAGCAGGGGACUGAUAUGGAGAAGAGAUCUGUCAAGUCACCUUCUAAGAAACUACCGCUCACAAUCCUGGCACAGUGUAUGGUGGAAGGGGCUGCAGUGUUGGGAGAUGACUCUCUCCUGGGGAAGAUGCUGAACCUGUGUGGGGAGACGGAAGAGAAGUUGGCGCAGGAGCUCAUCCAGUUUGAGUUCCAGAUAGAGAGAGACGUGGUGGAGCCUCUCUAUGUGCUCGCUGAGGUGGACAUUCCGAACAUCCAGAAACAGAGGAAGCACUUAGCUAAACUUGUCUUGGACAUGGACUCUGCUCGGACAAGAUUUCAGCAGUCGUCCAAGUCAUCCAGUCACCCGAGCACGCUGCAGCCUGGUGCCAAGUCCGAGUCCCUCAGAGAGGAGAUGGAGGAGGCAGCCAAUCGGAUGGAGAUUUGUAGGGAUCAAUUGUCAGCAGAUAUGUACAGUUUUGUGGCCAAAGAAAUAGACUAUGCAAACUACUUCCAGACACUAAUAGAAACGCAGGCAGAAUAUCACAGGAAGUCCCUAGAGAUUCUUCACAGUGUCCUGCCCCAGAUUAAAGCUCACCAAGAGGCGUGGGUGGAGAAGCCGUCGUUUGGCAAGUCUCUGGAGGAGCACCUGAAUAUUAGUGGGAGAGAGAUUGCCUUCCCCAUCGAAGCUUGUGUCACCAUGCUGUUAGAGUGUGGCAUGCAAGAGGAGGGCCUCUUCAGAGUGGCUCCAUCAGCCUCCAAGCUAAAGAAGCUGAAAGCAUCCCUGGACUGUGGCGUUCUGGAUGUGCAGGAGUACUCCUCCGACCCACACGCCAUCGCAGGGGCUCUAAAAUCAUACCUCCGUGAGCUCCCUGAGCCGCUGAUGACCACUGAACUUUAUGAUGAAUGGAUUCAGGCCUCCAACAUUCAAGAAAUGGACAAGAGACUACAAGCAUUAAUGGCAGCAUGUGAAAAACUCCCUACAGACAACUUGAACAAUUUCAGAUAUCUUGUCAAAUUCUUAGCAAAGCUAAGCGAGUACCAAGACGCAAACAAGAUGACUCCGGGUAACAUGGCGAUUGUUCUUGGCCCUAACUUGCUUUGGACACACACUGAACCGAACAUGACCGAGAUGAUGACCACCAUGUCCCUACAGAUUGUUGGAAUCAUUGAGCCCAUUAUCCAGCAUGCUGACUGGUUCUUCCCUGGAGAGAUUGAAUUCAACUUGACAGGCAGCUAUGGCAGCCCGAUUCACACCAACCACAACUCCAACUACAGCUCCAUGCCUUCACCAGACAUGGACCAAUCCGAGCGCAAGCAGCUGCACGACCAGAGCCGACGCCCACUGAGCGUCGCCACUGACAACAUGAUGCUGGAGUUUUACAAGAAGGAUGGCAUGGGCGUCCGUGUUAUGGAUACCUCCUGGGUGUCUCGUAAGGGUUCAUCAACGCUGGUACGCAAGGCUUCCUCCACACCUCCAGGCAUACAAGGCCCCGGCUCUCCCGCAGAUACACUCAUCCCCGAGCAGCCGGGAGAGCUCGCCACCUCCCCGUCAGCAACACCUCCACCUGGAGAAAGGGUUUGCUCAGACAACGUGUCGCCCAAUCGGCCGGACACCUCUCAUGCCCACCCACCCCAAGGGGAGGACCGGCCACCCCCUCCUUACCCCACCUCCUCUUGCCACACUGCCCACCACCACUUCUAUCCCAAACCCCCACCCUGCGCUCGCCCCGUGGCACCGGGUCCAGAGUCCCAGCCCCCUGGCUCGCCCCCACCCCCACUGCGCUGGUCUGGCUUUACUCCCCCAGCCCCGCCCCCUUCCUCCUCUUCUUCCUCCUCCUCCUCGUCACUUGACAUCAAUUCAAAUCCCAAACCCAGCUGUCUGCACUUCCCCAAGCACAGCCCACCUGGCGACAUGUCGCAUGCUCCCCCACCAGACAUUAAUGCUUCACCACUCUACAUGAAAACCCCCUUGGUACUAACCCGCCAUGACCAGGCCCUUGGCAACCCCCCUAGCCUCCCUUCUUCCGCGCCCCCGCCCCCGCCGUGGGCUGCCUGUCCAUGUGCCCGAGAGAGAGGACCCCCCAGGCUGACUAGUUCAUUGAAGAGUAAAGAGCUCUCCCCUGUAAUUGGACACAAAGCCAUCCAGGUGGCAGGACCAACAGUCCCACCCAGCAGUAGUCCUCAGAGCAGCAGCCAGUCCCCCCACUCCACAGAGCACAGUCCACACACCCUGCGCAAAGGUUCCAAGAAGUUGGCCCCUGUGCCUCCCAAGGUCCCUUACGGCCAGUCUGGCGGGAUGUCCGACCAGUCCACAGGUCAGCCGUCACCGGUCAGCCUGUCCCCUACACCUCCUAGCACCCCCUCCCCUUAUGGACUGGUUUGCCCUCCAGGGCAAGUACCCCCAUCCUCCCCUGGGCAGACCCCAUUGGGGGCGCCCCACUCCCUUUCGUCCCCACCCUCCCUGACCGGAACGCUCACAAAGUCACGGCCCGCCCCUAAGCCCAGGCAGAGACCCAGUCUGCCACCACCUCAGCCGCCCACAGCCCCUCCGGGGCUGACUGGCCCGGCCAUGGCCCCAGUUCCCCAGCCCCUGGAGCAGGGGCUCCUGGAUGGACUGUCUCCCGGGGAGAGCAUGUCUACAGAUAUCUUCAAUUAUGAAAUCCCCUCCAUCAAUGUCAAUCUGGACAGCCUCAUCGAUGAGUUCAGCGGUGCCCCUUGCAGGAGGUCGGUGGCAGUGACAGACUCUCCAGAGGGGGAUGCUGUGCCUGAGGAGGAGCCCCAGAGCACCACUCUAUGACCUAUGACCCUAAGGCAUCACAGCUUACCAGCACCCCUAUGGCUGUACAUACUCUUAACUGUCGCCACCAAGGCCUGAUGGAAACACACAUUGGCCUCACCAAUGCCCACCUGAAACCAGAACUCGAACACAUCUGCUACAGGCUGCAAAGAAACUCAUCUCUUACAAUUGCUCGCUAGUACAUAAAUGUGACUACAAAAAAAACACCAAAAUGCCAUAGUGGAGGAACAGUUGCCUUUAGGAGGAAAGACUGGAAUAUAGAUAAGUAUUACAUAGAAAGUUUUUUUGUUUGUUUUGCUUUGUUCAUCUUUGUUGUUUGAUGCAGUGGUCUGUAUUUCUGUGAGUUUCUCAAUUUCUUUUUGCCUUAUUGUAACAUGCAAUCAAAUUGCAAUAUGAUAUUCACAAGUUGUACAACUUUUGGUUAGGGAAACUCCUUGCAAGCCUGACAUGGUUAGGAGCAAAGCCCAUCCUCAGGGUGAAUCAGAGAGGCAGGGUAAGAAAGAAGUCUGGUUAUAUUGCUCACAGGGUAUUCAAUCUUUGUGCACAUUGGGAAAAUGCUGAGCCCUUGAGAGUUUUGCAUGCAGGAUGAAACAUUUUGUGGUUUAAUUCUUAUUGUCACACCCAGUCUUUACUUCCCCUCUUCUAUCACAUAUUACAACUUUAGUUCUUUGUCUGACAUUUACCUUGAUACAGGUAAACUCACUUUAACUCACUUUAUACCAGCACAGUAUGAGAAGAAUGUUACUGUAAAUUCAAUUUUUUGAACUUGCAUCUCUUAGUCAUUUUUAAAGAAAGCACUGCAAUGUGUUUGCAUGACAAGCCAAUAUGAACAAACUGCUUUGGAUCAAGGGCCUCAGAAUGGCAGUGUUUAAUUUUGUGCGAGUGUUUCUGUUGUUGUUCUUGUUGUCUUUGGACAAAUUUAAAUUUAGACCACCCAUGUGCUGUCACAUUUUGAUGAUAAUGGAUGGAUGACUACACUGCCUUUAGGUUCUUAUGAUUCUCUCUCUUAACCUUGUUUCAAGUGCUUCAGGUUCAGUGACCUUUGACCCCUAGUGUAAAUACAAAGACUGUACAUAAAUUGAUGUAUAUAAAUCUGAGAGGAAAAGUAUAUGUUAAAUGCAUAUCUUGAAUAUAUAUAUAAUAAUAAUAAUAAUAUAUGUGCUUAUUCUGAUCAUGUGUAGAAAAUGUAAUGAUUAAAUAUGUGAUAUUAUUUUUGUCCCUGCACACAAUGAACAGGUUUACUGUAGAUUCAUAACAUAACACCAGGUAACAACGAUGCUGCAGCAGAAGCACAGAAUGUUAUUUCUGCUAGAAAUGAAUUGUGAACUUUCUAAUUCUAUCUCCUUAGCUUUGACUUCAAAAAUGCUAGAGCACUAAUGACUUGCACACUAAUGCCCUAUAUUUUCUUUUUAUCAGUUAUUUAAUUGGUUCCUGUGCAAAUAAAAAGAUUACUUUGAGCACACUUGGACUAUUUAAUCAAUUCGUAAUGCGGAUAAAUGUAGUCCUAAGCCUAUAUUGUUGGACCUAUAUAGCAAAGUAAAUAUAUGUGCUCAUUCAAAUAGAAAUGCCGAUGUGUAGGCAAAUCUGACGCAUCUGCUGUAUCACUUCCAAAGUUGAAAUUUGUUGCAUCCUUUGUUGUUAUUCUCAUCGCAGACACUUAAUUACAAAUAAUUUCAAAUUCAUCAGAUAGCAGAUGCUGCAGUGUCACUUUUUUAAUUCCAUACAAAAUGUCUUAGGACAAUAAUUCUUUCAAUAAAAGUGCAAUUACAGUGUUUACUGAUCCUCCUCAGCCCAAAAAGUGGUCAAAGUCAUCCUUCCCAAACCUAUAGAAAAAAGCCAUUAAUUAUAUUACAAAGCAAUUGAUUUUUUUUAAGUUAGUUUUAUGUGUGAGUUUACUUCUGACAGAAAUGAAUUCUAGAUUAACCUCUCUCCAAAAGUGAUCUGUAUGCCUCGGUGUGUGUUCUCAAUGGACUAUGUUUAUGAAGAUUUUGGUGAUGUUGAUAAUUAUAUUGAUAGUUGUGGUGAUUAUACUGUAUGACAACAAUUGCAAGUGCCCUCACGCUGGUUUUUAUUUUGGAACUAUAGGCAUAAUUAAUGUGUACUAGAGGUUUUAUUUUCUGUGCUGGAUCCAUACAUUUAUACGAGGAGGCAGGGGCAUCUCUCUCUGUGUGCAGACUGAAUGUGACUCACUCAGAUUUCAAAAGGUAGGCUAACAGGCAAACGAGAGCUUGUAUUUGGAUGAAGGUUAAUUAGGGCCUGUUGGCAUGUAUUAUUAUCAGUGCAAGGUGGUAUUACUGCAAUGCUUUUGUGCAUCGUAACUGGAACUUACAGCCACCUGAAAGCAUGCAUUCAUAUUCAUAAUAAGUGUGAUUAUUAUGCUGCUGAAAAGAAAAAAAACAUCUGUACCCUCCCCCAAAACACGUCAUUAUUUUUAAUACAUAUCUAAGUUCAGUCAUUAAAUUAACUUUACAGCUAUUUUCAAGAGCAUAUUCAUAGUAACCACCUUUUGCACCAAAUGGUACACUGCUACAUAGUUUUGUCAAGCUUUUCAACUACUGUACUACUACUGUAGACCUACAUUUCCUAACUCACCUCACCACCAAGUAUGUUGGUCUAAAGUAAAGCUCAAUUUGUCAAUUUGUUUACAUUUUGUGUGGGGGGUAUUUUAAAUGAGAAAAAAAGGAAAAUCUGAAGAAGUGUCAUGCAUGCGCUUAGAUAGUCUUUUGAUAAUCCACGUUUUGUGUCAAUCACUCUCAUUUUAGGGAUUGUAAGAGGGGUAAAAUGUAAAGAUGGACUCUAAAGAUUGUGGAUCACAAUAAAUGGUCCUUUUUGGGGUUUUGAGCAAUACGAUAGAGGAGUGGAUGUUGCCUGUGGAUGUACUGCCUCCUUCUGCUUUCACAUUAGUGUACAAAGAAAUACCUGCUGCUUGUCGAGCCCACCGUGCCCACCCUGCCCACCCUUUCCUCCUCUGCUUAGCAUAUCAAGUGGAACACAGUGUGUACUGUGAAGGCU